Chanos chanos (milkfish) is the source of this 4781-nucleotide messenger RNA. RefSeq names its product golgi integral membrane protein 4a (gene golim4a). The transcript is spliced from 16 exons. Bases 323 to 2419 code for a protein of 698 amino acids. Lineage: Eukaryota; Metazoa; Chordata; Actinopteri; Gonorynchiformes; Chanidae. Gene Ontology annotation, cellular component: Golgi membrane; Golgi apparatus. The record is from RefSeq and is a predicted model, not a curated record.
CUAAAAUUAAAGGUGCCGUGUAGGCCUCACGAUUAGGCUGCAACUUUAGUGAAACUUACUGAAGUUCGCUAUUAAUUAAGUGACUUUACAUUGGACAGUUAUGCUUUUCUUUAUUAUUUAUGCCAAAUGUUAGUAGAAAGGUCGUUUACGACUACUGAUGUGUCUCCUUUGAAACUUCAAACCUGAGGCUCUGUGUGACGCGUUCUUUGAGGAUUCUGAGCUCAGUAACAAGGCAAUGUGUUAGACUUUGCCGUUAGUACAGUAUCAUGUAUUCUAUUCUGUUCUGAGAUGUCACUAAACCUGGCUGGAAUACUAUGAUUUGAUGAGGAAAUUAAGUGGGGAAAGCGACACAUCAAAGGGGCGCAAAAAAGCCAAGCGGAGAGAGUUUGUUGAAGUUUCACUGCAAUCUCAGAAGUGUACGUGGUUCACAAGGCAGGAGACCAUGGGUAACGGGGUCUGCUCUCGAAGACAGCGGAAGAUUUUUCAGUCUCUUUUGGCCAUCACCGUUAUAUUCGGCGGCAUAUACGGAGCAAUGGUAUCGUAUGAAAUGCACAAACAGCUGAAGCGGACGGAGGCACUGGCGCUGAAGUACCAACAGCAUCAAGAAUCCUUAUCAGCGCAACUUCAAGUUGUGUAUGAGCAUCGUUCCAGACUAGAGAAGUCUCUACAGAAGGAACGUCUUGAACAUAAGAAAUCUAAAGAAGAUUUUCUGAUGUACAAACUAGAAGCCCAACAGUCUCUGAACAAAGAGAAGCAGGAUGCCAGUAACAGACUAAACUCUCUGCAUGUGCAGCACCAGAUGCUGAAGAAUCAGCAUGACGACUUGAAGAAGCAGUUUUACGACCUGCAGGAGCGACAUCAGGUUCAGACAGAAGAUCACAGCAAAGCUGUGGAUGAGCACAAACGGGCCCUGGAGCAGCUGCAGCAGAACAAGGAGCUAGAGGUCUCCAAACUGAAAGAGAAUGUGUAUAAUCUUCGAGAAGAGAACAGGCAGUUAAGAAAGGCACAUCAAGACAUUCACAUGCAGCUGCAGGACACCCGGCAACAGCAUAAGGACCUAAAGUCUACCCACGACCAGCUCUUACUCACCCUGGAAGACCACAAGAGCGCACUAGCCGCAGCCCAGGUGCAGGUGGAAGAGUUUCAAAAGCUGAAGGAGACUCUGAAUAAGAUGCCAAGUUUCCGGCAGUCUGACCGGCAGCCCCAGGUCCAGGCUGUGGAGGCACACCCCCAGCCUGCUCAGUCUGCCCCCCCCCAACAUGAACACCGAGCCCAGCCCGGCACACAGCUCCGGGAAAAGGAAGAGCAGCAGCCUGCGGAUGAAGAGAUGGAGGGAGUCCAGGAGGAGGAGAGGAGAAGAGAGUUAGCUGAAGAAGAGAUGGAGCAAGCAGGGCAGCCACAGAAACUGGAGGAGGAAGAGGAGGGUGACCAGCACCAGAACCAAAGAGAGGAGGAAGAGGAGCCCGAGCAUGACCAGCCAGAUGACAAUGCAGUGGAGCAAGAACAGCACCGAGCGGAACCGGUGCAGGAGGAGGUGCGGGUGCAGCAGGCCCAGGUGGAGCGGGUGAAAUCUGCAUAUGAGCAGCAGCUGGAGCAGCAGAGGAUGGCUGCGCAAUUGGAGGAGGAGCGCAGGAGACUGCAGGAGAGGCAGGAGGCUUUACAGAAACAGAGAGAGGAGCAGCAGCGGCUGCGGGAGGAGAGACUGCGUGUACAGCAGGAGAGGGAGGAGCAGCAGCACAGGGAGGCUGACCGGAAGGAGCAGCAGCUUAGAGAGGAGCAACUCAGGAGAAAGAACCAGUAUGAAAACAUUGACAAUGAUAUAGUUCAAGGAGAGGAGGAUACACAGAUAGAGAAGGAGGAAGAGAGGAAAGGAGAACCAGGGGAAGAGGAGGAGAGGCUCGAUGAGGAGGAGCACAUCCAUCAAGAGGAGGUAGAGCGGCCGGUUGAAACAGACGUUGACCCUGAAGAUGACCCAAACAACCAGGGAGAGGAUGAGUUUGAGGAGGCAGAGCAGCAACCCCAUGGAGGGCAGGGUGAAGAGGAGGCCCCAGCAGGUCACGCAGACCACCACCUGGACAGAGGGAACCAACACCAGCCUCCACCUGAUGAACAACUGGUGAUGGCAGGAAACCCAGACCAACAGGAAGACAACUUGGAAGAGCAAUAUCAGGAAGAAGGAGAUGACGAGGGUCAGGAGGACUUGGCUGAUGAGCAGAAACAGGGGGAUCAGGGGGACGAAGCAGACCCCUACAACGAAGAGAACGGAGAACAGGAUGAUGUGAGAGAACAAGACAUGGGUGUAAGGGUGGAGAAGGAGCCUGUGAAAGAGCCCAAUGAAGAGGAGAACUAUGAGGAAGAUGAGGAAGAGGAGGAAGAGGAAACUAGGGACAAACGGACCAAUCGUAGGGCAGAGAUGUGAGGCAACCGUAUCACUAUAGCCCUCCGUACUGUCUCUCCAGAGGCCUUUCAAAACAACCUAAACCUUUAGACAAAAAAGAACGAAAACUUGAUGUUGGGGACAGUCAUAUCAAAAGGAAAUGGAUUCUUUUGUCCCCAUUGGGGUGGGGGGGGUGGGGUUAAGCAACUAAAUUUUGUAACCAUGACAACAGAUAGGCCACCUAACUUCAGAGGAGACUGUCAUCUGUUUGUCUGAAUGUCUACAUGUUUGUCCUCUUCUGCCUACUAUCUGUCUCCCUGUCCAUCUGUGUGUUAUUACUGAGCUGAAUCCAGUCAACACUGAAGCAAAAAUCCUGUAUGGUUAGUCCUACAGAUCUAAAUUAUUGCUGUUAUGCUGGACAGAUUUCCUGAACAGGAAGACUUACAAUUGAAGUGCCUGUAUGUUCUUUUUCUAAAGCUAUUUAAGUUUUUUUUUCUUAAUACACAAAUUGUGUCUGUCUUUUUCUGCCUUUUUUAAACUUUGAAAUGUUUUUAUAACAACGAAAUUAGAGAAUCCAAGAGUACUGAGAAAGUAUAGAACCAGCGUUCAUCAAUCAGCUUCAGUCUCUGCACGUUUGAGUACACACAGUUAUCACCACUGUCUGAAUAAUCCUGAGUGGGUACAUUUGUAGCCACACACUCUCUAUGCAGUGCUGGUGUACAGUUCCUGGUUGUGCAGUGUUGAUGAAUAUUUCUGCAGCAGGAGCGCCUGUCUGCAGUAUUGUACCACUGUUUAUCAGGGAUACAGUAAAAACCUGUUACUGACAGUUUUGUUACUCUGAUAGCCUACAAGUUUUUGUUUAUCGCAAGAGAAUAACCCUGCCUUUAAAAAACGUAACUAUAACCAUGUGUUACUGGUGUCAUUUUUUUCGGGAUUGUAGCUCAGAAAUUUCUUUCUUGUGACCUUGUGAAGUGUUUUUUUUUCUCCACCAUCAGGCCUAGGCUUGAUAAUAACCAAUUCACAGUAAUAUGAAUAAUUUCCAGUAUUCUGAUUUCAGUCCAAUGACAUCAUCUCAAACAUGGAAUUUUACAGUAUGGUGUAAAUGCACAGGUGGACUAACUUAUUGGAAUCUAAAAUGGUGACUGAACAGAAAGAGUUUGUUUAGUAAAAUAGAGAGGUUUCAUUGGCUUUAUCUCUUUCUCAAAUCUAUGCCUUAGUCAGUGCCUUCUGUGCUUUUUAUUCAGCCUAUCCUGGAACAUUUAUGAUACCAGAGAUACUAUUUCUGAGAAUUUCACCAGACAUUCUAAAAGUCCAGAUAUAAUGUCACUCCAUUCAUCCAUCCAUUUGUCCAUUCCACUCAUUUAGUCUUGUAUUCAUGUCUUACCUCCCUCUAGCCAGCUAAGCCUUGAUCGUGGCCACAGCCCAUCCCUUGUUUUGAAUGCCGAGGUUUUAGCAUCCUCCCUGUUUAAGUUCACAUCAUCUUUUAAAGUCAGAGUCAAAAGUCAGAUUUCAUCAUGUUGAUUUUAGACCUGUCCACCGUUUACCGCAGACACUUUUCAGUUCAUGUUGUGAAUUUCAGUUUGUUUCUGUGUAUCUGAAUGGACUGAUUUUGAGGGAAACUUGAUCCCAAACCUGUACUGUGCUACUGGCCACUGGCCAGGAACAUUCAACUUAUGGGGGGACAGGAUUUCCAGUUGAACUACACCAGUGUGCCACAUCCAGAGCCAACUUUGCCUUCACAUGUGACCCAUAAGUUAUAAAUAAAAAGAUAAAAUGCAUAAUGAUCUCUGGUUAUACAGCAUGGUUUAGGUCUUUUUUUUUCGUUCUUACCAACAGUCUAUGCCUGAAUGUAAGCAUGGGCUGAUGGGAGAUGAAGUAUUGCACUCUUACAAACAAGUAAUUGUAAAAAACUACAUAUCUCUUUGCUCCUUUUUUAUGGUGGUGGUGGUGGUGGGGGAGGUAUAUUCAGUCACCAGUUGUGCAGGAAAGGUAAAAAUUCAUUUUUAGGUCAAGAAGUUGACAACCACCAAAUGAGACAAUUUUAACAGAGCAGUUGUGUAAAGGAGUGUAAUUCUGGAAUGUAUGUUGAUUUGACUACAAAACUGUUAUAUUUAUUUUGUCAUGAAGACUUUUUUAAUACAUGUUUUUAGCUUUAACAAUCAUAUUAUAAAAUGCAAAUUUUUCAGUUUCUACCCCAGAGCUGUUUUGUCUUCCAGGUACAUGUUCAAUACUGUAAAAUACAUUGUAUAAGAAAAACUGUGCUGAUUUUUUUGUACAUAUUUUUCCUUAAACACUGAAUUGUAAAAGUGUAUAGGAUUGUGGGAUAUGAGAAUGGGAUUAAUAUUGCUGUUGUGUUUAUCUUAUGGGACUGAACAGACUGUUCAAAUAAAGACUGGUGAAGGAA